Messenger RNA from Acanthochromis polyacanthus (spiny chromis), 4318 nucleotides. RefSeq names its product arrestin red cell. NCBI's taxonomy places the organism in Eukaryota, Metazoa, Chordata, Actinopteri, Pomacentridae. The transcript is spliced from 16 exons. The record is from RefSeq and is a predicted model, not a curated record. Gene Ontology annotation, cellular component: cytoplasm. Gene Ontology annotation, molecular function: angiotensin receptor binding. The coding region runs from base 331 to 1554 and encodes 407 amino acids. Gene Ontology annotation, biological process: positive regulation of ERK1 and ERK2 cascade; G protein-coupled receptor internalization; signal transduction.
UCCAGUUCUACUGAGAACCUUUAGGUCGGAUCCUCUUUAAUGAAUCUGGAUCAGCGUCGUGUCCUCACAGCUGCGGUUAAACGCGGCGGCCGGUCCUCACAAAGCUACCACUGUCCCCCCACUAACACACACACACGCGCAGAGAGAUCCUGCCUUUGCGGAAGCCGGAGGAGCCGAGGCGGCGCUAAAUUAAAUUAGCAUACUAACUAGUUAUCUGUGGACGGACGGACGAACGGAGCUGCUCGACACUCACUCGUUUCCUAAAGUCAAGACUCCAGCGGGUCCGGCCUCAUUUUGUCGGGAUCUUCCUGCCGUCCGCCUGCCGAGGAGAUGGGGGACAAGGCGGGCACCAGAGUUUUCAAGAAGUCGAGCCCCAACUGUAAGGUGACAGUUUAUCUGGGAAAGCGAGACUUUGUGGAUCACCUGGAUCACGUGGACCCAGUAGAUGGAGUCAUCCUUGUCGACCCCGAAUACCUGAAGGACAGGAAAGUCUUCGUCACGCUCACCUGUGCGUUUCGAUACGGACGUGAAGAUCUCGACGUUCUGGGUUUGUCCUUCCGGAAGGAUCUCUACAUCUCAACCUUCCAGGCUUUCCCUCCGGUGCCUGAGGAGCGUAAACCCAACAGCCGGCUACAGGAGCGUCUGCUGAAGAAGCUCGGCCAACAUGCACAUCCCUUCUACUUCACUAUUCCUCAGAACCUCCCCUGUUCAGUCACUUUACAGCCCGGACCAGAGGACACCGGGAAGGCCUGUGGGGUCGACUUUGAGAUCAGAGCUUUCUGUGCCAAGUCGAUAGAAGAGAAGAUCCACAAGAGGAACUCGGUGCGUCUGGUGAUCAGGAAGGUCCAGUACGCUCCAGAGAAGCCAGGUCCUCAGCCCAUGGUGGAGACGACUCGCAGCUUCUUGAUGUCGGACAGAUCUUUGCACUUGGAAGCGUCUCUGGACAAAGAGCUAUAUUACCACGGAGAGCCAAUCAGCGUCAACGUCCACGUCACCAACAACUCCACCAAGACAGUGAAGAGAGUCAAGAUCUCCGUGCGUCAGUAUGCAGAUAUCUGCCUGUUCAGCACUGCCCAGUAUAAAUGUCCAGUGGCCCAGCUGGAGGCAGAUGACCAGGUGUCAUCCAGCUCCACCUUCUGUAAGGUUUACACUCUGACCCCGACGCUGGACAAGAACCGAGAGAAGAGAGGACUGGCUCUGGACGGGAAACUGAAGCAUGAAGACACCAACCUGGCCUCAUCCACCAUAGUGAAGGACGUCACCAAUAAGGAGGUUCUGGGGAUUCUGGUUUCCUACAGAGUCAAAGUGAAGCUGGUGGUUUCUCGUGGAGGUGACGUGUCGGUAGAGCUUCCCUUCAUCCUGAUGCAUCCUAAACCUGUGGAGCCGCCGGCGUCUCGUCCACAGUCAGCUGUUCCUGAGAUGGACCCGCCCAUCGAUACCAACUUGAUAGAAUUCGACACAAACAGCAUCUCCCAGGACGAUGACUUCGUGUUCGAGGACUUUGCUCGUCUGCGGCUGAAGGGUGUGGUGGACGAUAAGGACGAGGACUGCUGAAUCCUGAUCCGUUCAGCGACAUUCCCUCUAAGGAGGAGGAGGUUCGGAACGUCGCUGCUGCUCUUCCUGCUUCGUCUCGCCGCCGUCCUUCGUCUCCAUCGUUCCUCGUCGUGUUUAGGCCGAAGGCCGGAGGUGUUUGUGGGCGGAGCCCGAAGGAGCAGCUUGUCUUUAAUUUUGAAACGUUUCUGAAUGUCGACCGUUUUCUCGCCGUCUUGUACAAACAGAAUCUAUAUUUGAAAAAAAAAAGAGAAGUCUACGAGCAGUCGAGAGCCGCUUGGUUUGGUUUUUCUCUUUCAGUGAAUCCUGUCGACGCUUUUUAUCACAAACGCUCACAGAAGUCUUACACGAUUCACCAGCAUCCACCCGCCUCACGUCUCCAUGAUUCCUCCUCAUUAGACCUUCAGACCCUCAUAGCUGCAGCAGACGCUCCGGGUUUAGUCAACAAACAAAAGGACAAGAUAAAAACCAAAUGCUGGGGUUGGUUCCUGAUCAGAAUAAAAACAAGAAAUAACCUGCAGAACCAGACGACCGUCAGCUUUAUGGUCGGAAAGAAAGAAGUUUGUAAAGCGCUGAUUUAUCAUAAGCUGAAAGAAGCAGGAAGAAGGAACACUGAGAAGAAAUUUAGCCUUUUUUCCACAAUUUUCACUAAAAACAUUUGAUUUUUCAAAAUAAAUUUCCAGACAAUUAAUCAUCAAAAUGAAACUUUUCCCCUUAAAACAGAAUUUUCUUCUCAGUAUUUGGCCUCAUUUCUCCUCAAACAGGAAAAUAAACAGAAAAACGUCUUCUUAUGAAAGUCCAAUUUAAAUGAAUAUUACACAAAUAAUAGCUUGAUAUUUUCAGAAUAAGAGCCCGCUGCAGAGUGUAAACAGUGAUUUCAUCUGUUAAGUGAAGUUAGUUUGUAAAUGAAAGUUUUCUUUUUCAGGUUGAAAUAAACGAGUUUUUGCACAUUUAGUUUUUCUGUUUGCUUUUAGAAUGAAAGACUUUAAAGUCUUUUAUUUUGUUGGUUUUCGUCUUUUCCUUGAAUUUGUUGACAGAAAUGAAAUCAGUAAAUUUAUUGACGUCUCAGCUUCACAUUUCUCUGUUGUUUUCACCGUUCAGAUAAAAGUUAGUUUUUGUAUCCAUGAAGGAGCUGAAUUCACUUUAAUAUUAUAAAACUUUUACUUUGAAAGGGUUUAAAAAGAAACGCUGACUUUUAGUUUCUGCUGGAGGUUUAUAAACGUUGGAGGAGGAUCUGCUGCUCGCUGCUUUUUAUUGUCCGGAUGCUCAAAUCGUUUAAUUUGAGCCUUCAACGCCGCGCUGCUGCCAACCAGUCCAUCAUUUGCCAAUUUUUAUUCACGUUGUUCCUAAAAUCAUUUAGAAGAUGCCAACAUUCAUUGUUCUGUUUCCGUGUUAUUCAAACUAAAUCUUUCCAAUUCCUAUAAUUUGUCUCUAAAACUUCACUUUCAAGUUGAUAAAUUGUUUUUUUUCUUAAACGACUGAUUUUAAGUUUAAAAUGAAAACAGUCCUUAAAAAUAACUUCUGUCAAUAUUCUGAUUUUUAAAAUGACACCAAUAAUGUUGGUUUAAUCUAAAAUCAAGAAACCUGAAACAUUCUCCUAAUUUCAUAAUUUUUAUUCAUCAUUUUUUUGUAGAAAUUCUGACUUUAUUCUUGUAAAGUCUUGUAAAAUUAAGAAUUCAGAUCCUGAAAGUGUCGUUAUCGUCGUUUCCUCGACUAAUUCUUGUAUUUAGAUUUUUUUUUAAAGCUGAAUUUCGUCCUGUAACGUUCUUUAACAAAUACCUUUAAUUCGUCUUUAGUUGUUGAAAAAAGAUGUUUAUGGAUUUAUCUAUAGAUUGGAGCCUUUACUGCAGAUUUAUUUGACUUUCUGAAACAUUUUGUGCUAAAAAAAAAAAAGAUUAAAAUGAUUGUUUCUUCUGAAUCUUUGGGCGUUUUCUAAAGAGAAUUCCAGUUUGGUAAUAAAUUAUUGAUUAAAGACCAAAGUCGAUCGGUGCCAUGAAACGCUCGAGCCGCCAGCAGCAGCAGUGUCCCGCUAAACGUUUAAAACCUCCACUUUUAUCUCCUCCUUUCUCCAAAACUUCAAUUCCUCGUGUUUUCAAAAUAAAAGCCUGCACACUUGGACGUUUCGGGAGUUUCUGCACUUUGAUGGAUGACAAACUCUCAGCUUCUGCUUUUUGAAUGUUUGAUCCUUUGGACGCCGUUCGAUCGAUCGGAUGCCGUUUGAUCUUUUAGACGCCGUUUGAUCGUUCGGACGCCGUUUUUCUAAAUCUUUUUUUUAACCUCUAAACUGCCAACCUCCCCCCUCCUCCUCCUCCUUGUCCAUCCUUCGCUCAGAAGGGAAGAAGAAGAAGCCGACGCGGAGCAUGUUUUUAAUUUCUCGGAUUUCUUUUUUUUAAUUUUCCAAGCAGUGCUGUGAAUCGUACGAGCUGUGAUUCUGUCCUUAUUUUGUCGUGCAUAUGUGGGGUAACUUUGCUAAGUGUGAAAAUAUUUUUGAAAAAGUGCCACGCCCCGGCCUGUGCGAUGCUACCAUACUGUCUAUAAACAGGAAGUGAUUCUGCUGGUGGGCCGACACCAGAAAAGAUAGAAUUAUGAUUAUUAUGCUUCUGAUUAUUAUUAUUAUUAUUAUGGUGACUAUUAUUAUUCUACUGUAUCAUCAUUGCGACCAUGAUUAUCCUCAUAAUCAUUUAAGAGUCUAUUGUUUUGCCAUGUAUUUUUUAUUUUGAGAUUAUUUUAGUUUUCUUUUUAUUAUUAAAGGUAAAAUGAACUAACA